Bathycoccus prasinos is the source of this 1008-nucleotide messenger RNA. RefSeq lists its product with no specific name. The record is from RefSeq and is a predicted model, not a curated record. The transcript has a single exon. Lineage: Eukaryota; Viridiplantae; Chlorophyta; Mamiellophyceae; Mamiellales; Bathycoccaceae. The coding region runs from base 1 to 1008 and encodes 335 amino acids. Gene Ontology annotation, cellular component: nucleus.
AUGCCUCCACAAAGCAAAAAGAAGAAGAUUUCGCCAGCUUCUGCCGCCGCUUCUGCCGCGGAGGAGAAGAAGAAGAAGAAGACAAAGAGUAAAACGGCGCCGAAAUCGACAAAAGCCGCCAACAGUGGUGAAGAUUCGGAAUCGAACGAAGAGGAAGAAGACGAUGAAGAAGACGAGGAUGAAUCCGACGUCGACGGCGAAGACGACGACGAUACGUUUAUAGACGUUGAAAUUGAAUUCGUCACUCCGAAAGAGGAACACUUCUUAAACUUGAAAUCCUAUCUCACUGCCUAUUGCGACGGGAGUCAAUACAACGUUUCCGAGUUGGUCGAUAUGAUAUUGAAACAAGACGACGUCGGUUCGGUGAUUGCCUCUCGAGUGAGCGCGGAAGAAGAGGAAGAUCCUUUGGGCGUAAUGACGGUGAUCAGUUUGGAUAAGGCGAAAGAGUUCAAGUGUUUGCAGGAAAUCAAAGCGCACAUUGUGAAAAAGGCCCCGAAAGAGGAAGCGAAGUUGGUUCGAGACGCUCUGAACGCCAAGAAAACUGGUUUGAUUCUUUCAGAGAGAUUAGUCAACGUGCCGCAAGAUAUCGGUGGACCGUUGAUAAAACACUUGUUCGAUGAAAUCAAAUGGGCAGUGAAGGAUGAAAAGAAAAAAGAGUUUGAUUUCGAUCAGUAUGUAUUAGUAUCGCGUUGCUUCUUGGAUACGUUCACACCGCCGCCGUCCGUGGCCGGUGGUGGCAAGAAAAAUAACAAUAAGAAACGAAAGAAGGGAGAAAAAGAAGAAGAAGUUACCGAAUUAGUGUUUCCAAAUCUGGAAGAUGAGAUAUUUUAUGAAGAGUCGCAGUGGAGUUUUAUGUGGGAAGCCGGCGGCGAGGACAAGCCGCAGGAGUUUGAAGACUCAAAGCCGAUGCGGAUGUGUAUGCUCAUAGAUGCGAAGGACGUGGGAACAAUCUGCGAGGACGUCCAGGAAAUGUUUUUAGCUCUUAGUGUCGAGAACGCGGAAGAUUAG